This is a messenger RNA of Sceloporus undulatus (fence lizard), 6016 nucleotides long. RefSeq names its product anillin actin binding protein (gene ANLN). Gene Ontology annotation, cellular component: actomyosin contractile ring. Gene Ontology annotation, biological process: actomyosin contractile ring assembly; mitotic cytokinesis; septin ring organization. NCBI's taxonomy places the organism in Eukaryota, Metazoa, Chordata, Lepidosauria, Squamata, Phrynosomatidae. The record is from RefSeq and is a predicted model, not a curated record. The transcript has 25 exons. The coding region runs from base 112 to 3489 and encodes 1125 amino acids.
UUGUGCGGCCCGGCUGUGGCAGGCGCUGAAAUUCAAAUCUGAAGGGCGGUUGUCUUCGUUGCAGAAGAGGAAGAAGGUGUCUCUCGCCUUUGGAGGACGCGGCUGGCAGCCAUGGACCCCUUCACUGAGAAACUUUUAGAGCGAACCCGUGCAAGGAGAGAAAAUUUACAGAAGAAAAUGGCAGGACGGCCAACAGCUGGAUUGCGAACUACAACACAAACAAAGAGGAGCAGAGAACCAUUAUCAGAAGCUGGUAACCAGCCACUGCAGCAUAGCGAAGAAGAAAAACCAAGUACGAAGCCAUCACCUUCCAAAAGACGUUGUUCGGACAAUGUGGAGGUUCCAGUUUCUAAUUCAGAGAAUACAUGCCCAAUUAACCCUUCUUCUAUAAAUGAUGUUCCUCCUGAAGGGAUUCCUACCCCUCAGGUUGUUGUAUCACCCAUCAAAACUGAAGAACAGGACCCUAAAUCUGGAUUAGCUUCUGUUACUUCAGUUAAAACACGUAUGCAAAAGCUGGCUGAACAACGACGCUGCUGGGAUAGUGAUUUGCCUGAAAGUUCUUGCAGCUCGCCUAUCCAAUCAAAAGAAUUUGUUGCUUCCCCACCCAGACAACUCCCUCUUACAGCGGAUACCCCAAUAGGGCGAAGAGGCCGUCUAGCUAACCUUGCUGCUACAAUUGGCUCCUGGGAAAAUGACCUAAGUCAUCCAUCUGCAAAGCAAAACAAUACACAAGAACAGCCUGGUACUACUUGUUUAUCCAAAUUGUCCACUACAAGUGGAGCAUCUGCUAGAAUCAAUAGUGGCAGUGUAAAGCAGGAUGCAGCAUCCUGUUCGCAAAAGGCUGUUGAGUCAUCUGUGAAUAAGUCAGCAAUCUCUGGAAUAUUGGGACCUAGUAGUUCUGGAACAAAAAAAUCAGGAGUAACUAACAGUAAUUCUAAAGAAACUGAGCAAUCCAAACUGCUGUCUCAAGAAAAAGCUAUUAAGCCUUCACUGAAACCAGCAUUGUCUCAACAACCUCUUGCCAAAAACGAGCGAUUUAAAGGAACACAAGUACAACUUGAUUACAAGGAUAAGCCAACCACACCAGGAGGAUCAGGCAUUAAGCCUUUUCUAGAACGUUUUGGAGAGCGGUGCCAGGAGCAUACUACACAAAGUCCUGUCAUCGUUGGAGGACACAGAACUCCCAUUAUUACUCCAAACACAAAGACAAUCCAAGAAAGACUCUUCAGACAGAAUGAAGUAUCCUCAACUGCCAGUCUAGCACAUCAACUUAAACAGGAACGUGAACGAGAACUUGCAUGCAUUAGAGGGCGGUUUGAUAGGGGCAGCUUGUGGAGUGCUGAACGAGAUGAGAACUUGAAGAAGAAAAGUCAAGAAACAAAACAGGAGAUUCAAUUUCAAGCUAAUUCAAAGCAUAUCCCCAGUUCAGGCGAUAGUUCCCAGUUAGCAGCAGAAAAAGCCACGAGACUUGAGACAGUAGCAGAAACCAUAUCUUCAGGUACUUCAGAUUAUGAAAAGACAGAAGAACACACUCCUCUGAGAAUUUUCUCACCAAAGACUCCUAUAAAAGCAGUUUCUAACUCAAAGCUUGAACAGCUUUCUGAACAACAAAAAGAUUAUAAUGUGGAAACAGAUUGUGAAAAGACUGAAGAACACAGUUCAUUGAACAUCUUCUCACCAAAGACCUCUGCAGACAGUGUGUCUAAUUCAAAUCUUGAGCAAUCUCCUGCCAAACGCAAAGGUGAAGAACACGAAACUGAGGUGAAUGACGAGAUGAAUAGUUCAAAGGUGAUAAAUGACAUCUUUGAUGAAGUUCUUCAAGAAGGUGGGCCUGACAUAGAGAAACUUAAAAAAGAAAUGAGUAUUAACUUAGAAGGUGAUAGUGAAGAAGAAGCAGAAGAGACUUUGAACAUUUCAUCAAUGUCACUCUUAACACCCUUAACAGAGUCUGUUGCUGUUGUAAGUCCAGAGGUUUUUGCUUCCCCUAAUAAAUCAGUUGGUGAAGGAAGCAAUGCAAGUGAUGACAGCCCAAAGUCCAGCAAAUUUCAGAGAAUGUCUGUCUGCAGAACUGAAUCGGGAAGCAGCAUUAGCUCCUUGUCAGAGGAGCGCAGUCUUCUGUAUAGCAUUGAUGCCUAUCGGUCUCAGCGGUUUAAAGGAACUGAUCGUCCUUCAAUAAAGCAAGUAAUUGUCCGCAGAGAAGAUGUUUCUUCCAGACUUGAGGAGAGAAAGAAUGGAAGUUCUGACCAAAUUAACAUUAAAAGCAAAUUGCAGGAGCUGAAUAAUGAAAUAAAUCUGCAACAAACUGUCAUACAUCAAGCGAGUCAGGCUCUGAACUGUUGUGUUGACGAGGAACAUGGAAAGGGCUCACAAGAAGAAGCUGAAGCCGAGAGGCUACUUCUCAUUGCAACUGAAAAAAGAGUAGCAUUGUUGGAAGAGCUGAACAAACUGAAAAAUGGAGGACUUCAGAAGAAGAAGAUUAAAGCUGAUUCUCUGCCUACUGGAGUUUCCCCAACCAAAGGAUCUGUUACUCUGUCAGAAAUGCGUCUGCCUCUGAAAGCUGACUUUGUAUGCAGUACUGUGACAAAAUCAGAUACUGCAAACUACUACUACAUAAUCAUGUUGAAAGCAGGAACAGAAAACAUGGUUGCUACACCACUUGCAAGUACUGCAAAUUCCUUGAGUGGAGAUGCUCUUACUUUUCCAACAACAUUCACAUUGCAAGAUGUGUCCAGUGACUUUGAGAUAAAUAUUGAAGUUUAUAGCUUGGUUCAGAAGAAAGAAUCCACAGGCACAGAUAAAAAGAAGAAAACGGCUAAGUCGAAGGCUAUUACACCAAAGAGAUUACUGACAUCCAUUACUAAUAAGAGUAACCUUCUUACUCCAGCUAUGGCCAGCCCAGGUGGACCAAAUGCCGUGCGCACUAGUAACUUUGUUCUUGUUGGCUCAUGCACAAUUUCAUUGUCUUCAGUAGGAAAUACCAAAUUCCAGUUGGACAAGGUUCCUUUUCUUUCUCCUCUAGAAGGCCAUAUAUAUCUGAAGAUCAAAUGUCAAAUAGAUUCUUGUGUGGAGGAGAGAGGCUUUUUGACAAUGUUUGAAGAUGUCAGUGGAUUUGGGGCUUGGCAUCGGCGUUGGUGUGCUCUUUCUGGAAACUGUAUCUCUUACUGGACCUACCCAGAUGAUGAAAAGAGAAAGCAUCCAUUGGGCUCAAUAAACCUAGCAAACUGCACUAAUCGUCAGAUUGAACCCGCCAAUAGAGAGUUCUGUGCUCGGCCCAAUACUUUUGAGCUAAUUACUGUCCGGCCUCAGAGAGAAGAUGACAAGGAAACACUAGUCAGCCAAUGCAAAGACACACUGUGUGUUACCAAGAACUGGUUAUCUGCUGAUACUAAAGAUGAACGCAAUCUGUGGAUGCAAAAACUCAACCAAGUUCUUGUUGACCUUCGCAUGUGGCAGCCUGAUGCUUGCUAUGUCCCCAUUGGAAAGCCCUGAAUCACAGAGGAAAUUUCCUGUAAGAGCUUGCUUACAAUAUCAGAUGCAAACCAUGUUGCUCUUUUAAUACAUCUGGAUGGGAUGUAUCUUGUAUUGGACUCUUUGCUGCCUUUAAAGCUCUAACUCUAGCACUGGGGUUAUGGUAGAUAGCUACUUUUAAGCACUUUCACUGUGCUAAAUAUUUUAUAUAUACUUUUUUUUUGAAAUAUGUAGUUCUGUUCACUAUUAAAGUAAAAGUUUCUAUUAUUUAUCCAAGCUUGCUUUAUUUCAAGGAUCAAAAGAUUCCGCACAAGGGGAAAAGAACAAUCUAGGGAGCUUCAUCAGUAAAUGUUUUUCCUUAAAAAGGUGCCUCAAAUUCAGUUCAGUUCAAUUCUAUUGGGGAGUUGACACAAGAACGUUCAUUUUUUAUAUGUAAUAGGAUUUUGAAAAAUAUAAUUAAUGGUGUUUUUUUUUAAAAAAAUCACCUUUGGGUAUUCAGUCCUUUGGGAGUUUAGUACUUGGUGCUUGCAAAAAGUACCAGUUUAGGAUUAGAACUUCAUAUAAUAGGAACAGAUCCCAUUAAUGAAAAUAAAAUACAAGUUGGUGCAUGAUUUUGCACAGUUUGGUUUACAUGCAAUACAUUGCACAUUUCCUAAAAAAACCAAGCAUCUGGAAUGCUUUAAGCUGCUUAAAGAACAACACUUUAUCAUUCUUUUCUUCUCCAAGCCAUAUAAUCUCUGUUUCAUAGUUCAAAUGUAAGCAUUUCUAGUCAUUAGAAAGCUGUAUGGGUUUGUUUUUAUACAGACUCUAUAGAGCUGCUAUACAAAAGUAAUACUUCAUAUAGACUGUAUGUUUUUAUAACUAAAUCUGUUAAUACAAAUAAUUUCACUUGAUCAGUAAAACAUCAUGGCUACUCAGGUAAACUGCACAUAGGUAGUUUUCAGAAAUGCUUUCCACUGGGUACCACAAUGCGCUGUGCUGCUACUGCUGCAUAUAUUUAAAAAUAUUAGUUGCAGGGCACCUUUACUAAAUUACUAUGGCUUUAAAGAGUUUAAAACACUAAUUUUGUCUACUGCCCCCCUUUCAUGUCAUCCUUUGUAUUAUCACUUUCAAUAUUUGCUUUUUCUGCUGUUUAAAAGGAAGAACAAGAUCUCAACAUAAUAAAAAUGUAUCAAAGGGAUUUCUGCCAAUGGGUGUGUUGUUUUGUAAUGCUUAAAAAGGGUGGGGUGGGUUGUAUCUAGAGCCAUAGGCUAGCAUAUAGCCGUUGUUCUCAAAAUAGUCACUGAUGUGACAAAUCCAUUUUUCUUUGUAUUUUGUACUAUACUUCCCCAGUGUGAUAUGCUGACUAAACUGCUAAAAUGAAUAAGAAAGCAAAUUGUUAAAGUACUUGUUUGUCAGGGUUUCUAAUCACAGCAGUUAAAUUGGAGGGCUGUAUUUAGAUUUUAAUGUUCAACACAUGAAUUAGUUCAGCUGUACACAUAAUACAACUCAGUGCCUUCACAAAGUCUAAAAUCUUUUCUCUAAUACUGGUUUAUUCUGUGGCCACCUGUAAGAACAAAGCAAUGCUUAUAAAUUAAUUGUGGGAAAGAUUGGUAAACAUGGCACUGGAAAUGUUUGGCUGUGGUCCUACAUUGUGACAUGUACAUGUAUCAUGUAGUUUAUGUCUCCCUGUGCUACCACAAAAAACCUCAGCUUGGAAGCAUCACAGCCCCCUCCCAGCCAUUUCUGUGAUGUCAGAAAGUGGGGAUGCAGUUGGAGGUGGAGGUGGUGUGGCAGGCAUCUGUAGAGACUGCCAUCAUUCUUGGGACAUCCUUGCUAAACUAUAUUUGACACCAUAUAAACGGUAGUGUAGUCAUACACCAAGAACAUGUAUGCCAUGAGUCGACCAUAGCCACUCUGCCCUUGCAGCGCUAUGCUUCUGUAUUGGCAGAGGUAAUAGCAACAGCAGCUUCAUUUAUAUACCGCUUCAUGACAACUACGCAGUCUCUAAGCGGUUUACAAUUGUAAGCUAAUUGCCCCGAACAAACUGGGUACCAAUUUAGCGACCUCGGAAGUAUGCAAGCCUGAGCCCUGGCUGGUAUUGAACUCACCACCUUAUGGUUUGUGAGUGAGUGGCUGCAGUAUAGGCAUUUAACUACUGCGCCACCAGGGACCAGUACUAUGGCAAUGGCAGGGGAGAGUGGACUGCCUGUCAUCCCAGCUGAAAUUCACUAGAGGGAAGAAGAGCUGUCCCACUAGUCAAUUCUCUCUCUUCUUCCUGCUGUACCAUAGUAGUGGCUCUUCAGCCAGUGGGGGUGGAGGUGAGGCACAAGGAGCUAGAAAAUAGCUCUUUGUGCCCCAUUCAGAAUAGGACAUAUACACCUGUAAAGCACACUUGAUGUCAUCAUUGGAAUUCUGGUCCUAAUUUCAUGUAACGUAAUUACUGGAAAUAUCAGUCAUCAAACUGGAGUACUCUUUCGGGUGUAUGGAUUUAAUUGGGAAAUGGCUCUUAAUGUAAUUGGGGAAGUAACUGAAUAUAUGCCUCUUGAAUAAAAGUGUUUUUGUAUGA